AUGAAUUCGUUUGUUCCCCUACUGCGAAAAUGCACCAACCUGAAAUCUAUUCUCGAUGGAAAAGCUGUUCAUGCUCGAGUUAUCAUAUCUGGAUCCCUUCCAGAUGUUUUCACCAGCAAUCACUUGCUGGUAAUGUACUUCAAGUUGAACCAGGUGGACGAUGCUUUGAAGGUAUUUGAUACAAUGCCCAAACGAAAUAGUAUUACAUGGACCACGCUAGUUUCCUCGUUAUCCCAUAUGGGUCACUCAGGGAAGGCCUUAGAUUGCUUUAGGGCGAUGGUUCUUGAGGGGUUCUCUCCAAAUAAUUAUAGCUAUGUCGGAGCUAUAUCUGCUUCCACUGAUAUAGGAGCUGUUAGAGUCGGAAAGGAAUUGCAUGGAAGGAUAUAUAGGGCUGAAGAGAGUUUGAAUAGCUUUGUAAUUAACUCUUUGGUUAGUUUCUAUGGCAAAUGUGCUCUGUUGAGGUCGGCUAGGAUUGUGUUUGAGGCUAUGUUGGAGCCUGAUUUGGUGUCUUUGGCUUCACUUAUUUCUUGUUACUUCCAAUGUGGGGAGGAUGAAGAAGGAUUGAGCUUGUUCUUGAAGUAUUUGAGGACAGGAUUGAAGGUUAAUGAGUUCACUUUUGCCAGUGUUCUGGGAGCUUGUGCUAGAUUGGAGAGUUUGGCACUUGGAAUGGGGGUACACUGCCUUGCUGCUAAAUCAGGUCUUAUUGUGGAUCAGUUUGUUGUGACCGGGUUGGUGAAUCUUUAUGCCAAGUGUGGGCUGCUGGAUGUUGCAUGGCAGGCUUUUCUGGAAGCUGAUGAGCCACAUUUAUCAGCAUGGACCGCCUUGAUGGGAGGUUGUCUGCAACAGGGAAAGAAAAGGGAAGCUUUUGAACUCUUUUAUAAGCUGCUUUAUUUGGGUGUGAAACCAAGUAAGGAGACAUACGCCACUGUAUUUGGAGCAAUUGCUGAUGAAAUGGACAUUCAAGUAGGGGAACAACUCUAUUGUACUAUCUUGAAAUCGGGAUUUGAUUCAUCCACUUUGAUCUGCAAUACAAUUUUGGCAUUUUACAUGAAAAGAGGAUGUCAUGAUGAAUCUUUGAGAAUUUUCCAACAAAUAGAGGAACACGAUGUUGUUACUUGGAACACCAUGAUUACUGGUUCUGUACAGUCUGGUCACUUUGAGGAAGCUAUCGGAUUCCUGCGCGACUUGUUAGCCGAGGGGUUAAACCCCGAUGAUGGACUAAGCCAUUAUAACUCCAUGAUUAGGGAUUACAACAUUUCGCCAAGUGCAGAUCACCUGGCAUGUAUGGUCACUCUAUUUGCACGCAAUGGCCGGGCAAAAGAAGCAUUCGAAUUUCUCCAAAGUUUUCCUGGAGAGCCAGACAGAGUCGUCUGGCGCUGUCUUUUAUCAGGUUGUAAGACUAGUGAAGAUGUAGAUUUAGGAAGGGUUGCAGCUGAAAAGAUCUUGCGUAUUGAUCCUGAUGAUACUUCAGCCCAUAUCAUGUUAUCAAAUGUUUAUGCAGACUUGAGGAUGUGGGAUGAAUUAGCUUCUAUUAGGAAACUCAUGAAGGAGAAAGAACUGAAGAAAGACACUGGAAUCAGCUGGACAGAGUUGCAGAACAAGAUAGUUUCAUUUCCUGCGAGUCACAAUAUGGAUCUUGAGCAAAAUGGUGUGCAUGAAGUUCUGAAUGGAUUGACUGCCCACCUCUUUGAUGAGAAAAAUGUUCCUGAAAUCAUGUAG
This is a messenger RNA of Oldenlandia corymbosa var. corymbosa, 1719 nucleotides long. NCBI's taxonomy places the organism in Eukaryota, Viridiplantae, Streptophyta, Magnoliopsida, Gentianales, Rubiaceae. The record is from the annotation of a GenBank genome assembly.